This is a messenger RNA of Colletotrichum truncatum, 4524 nucleotides long. Its product is annotated as ABC transporter cdr4. NCBI's taxonomy places the organism in Eukaryota, Fungi, Ascomycota, Sordariomycetes, Glomerellales, Glomerellaceae. The record is from RefSeq and is a predicted model, not a curated record. Gene Ontology annotation, biological process: transmembrane transport. Gene Ontology annotation, molecular function: ATP binding; ABC-type transporter activity; ATP hydrolysis activity. Gene Ontology annotation, cellular component: membrane.
AUGUCUGCGCCUACCAUACCCUUCAAUGCCGAUCACACGGCGCGAGUAGCGGGUCGGUCCCCUGCUGGCAGCCAGAAAACGUUCGUGAAUGAGCACGACACAAGCUCGGGAGCGAACGAGAAGCCCCCGGUCCCCAAGGCUGCUGAGGGCACUUCGCUCUACGAAGGAGAUGCAUCUGCAUCAACCACUGACGAGGACGGCAACGACACCGAACUUGAGCGCCGGCAUUCCAUUGUGCAGGAACUAGCUCGAGAAUACACCCGACAUUCGGCUGUUAACAUUGGCGACAACCACCAUGCGUUAUUCGGCAGCGACGAUCCCAACUCUCCCCUUAACCCCCAUGGCUCAUGUUUCAAUGCGCGCAAGUGGGCAAAGACGCUUGCCAACGUGACGAAUGAGCAUGGCUCCGGAUAUCGAACGGCCGGUUUUGCCUACCAGAAUCUGAACGUGUUUGGAUACGGUCAGGAGACAGAUUACCAGAAGGAUGUCGGAAAUGUUUGGCUCGAGAUUCCUGGCCUCGCACGCAAACUUACUUCGAAGACGGGCGGCCAGCGACGUAUUGAUAUCCUUCGUGACUUCAACGGCGUUGUUGAGGCUGGUGAAAUGCUUGUCGUUCUUGGCCCCCCUGGAUCUGGCUGCUCGACGUUCCUCAAGACAAUUGCUGGCGAGACCAACGGCAUCUACACCGACGAACGUGCUUACUUCAACUACCAAGGUCUCUCCGCAAAGGAACUCCACAAACACCAUGCCGGUGACGCCAUCUACACGGCUGAAGUUGAUGUUCACUUCCCUCAACUUUCAGUAGGCGACACUCUCACUUUUGCGUCACGGGCUCGCUGCCCACGGAGUCUCCCCCCCGGUAUCACAGCCGAACAGUACUGCGACCACCUUCGCGACGUUGUCAUGGCUAUGUACGGUAUCAGUCACACGGUCAACACUCAGGUUGGAAAUGAGUACAUUCGCGGAGUUUCGGGAGGAGAACGAAAGAGAGUGACCAUUGCCGAAGCUACCUUGGCCAACGCACCCUUGCAGUGCUGGGAUAACUCAACUAGAGGUCUUGAUUCCGCCAACGCCGUUGAGUUCUGUAAGACCCUUCGACUACAGUCAGAAUUGUUCGGUCAAACAUGCGCCGUCUCGAUUUACCAGGCCCCCCAGAGCGCGUAUGAUCUCUUCGACAAGGUUCUUGUCCUUUACGAGGGUCGGCAGAUCUUUUUCGGACGCACGACAGAAGCCAGACAAUACUUUAUUAACCUCGGAUUUGACUGCCCGGAUCGCCAGACAACACCUGAUUUCUUGACCUCAAUGACUGCACCUUCUGAGCGUGUGGUACGUGCCGGCUUCGAAGGCCGCGUUCCCAGAACUCCCGACGAAUUUGCUGCCUGCUGGAAUGCCAGUCAGGAGUGUGAGAAUCUCAAGGCGCAAAUCGAGCAGUACAAGAUGGACCAUCCCAUUGAUGGUGUCGACGCCGAAGCCUUUAGAAACCAAAAGCAGUCUGUUCAAGCAAAGAACCAACGUCUCAAAUCCCCCUUCAUUCUUUCGUAUGGUCAACAGGUCAGGCUUUGUCUCUGGCGUGGCUUCAAACUCCUCAAGGGCAGUCCUGGUUUAACGCUUUUCGCCUUGAUUGCCAACUCUUGCACUGCCUUGAUUAUAUCCUCUUUGUUCUACAAUCUUCCGGAAACAACCUCGUCCUUCUACAGUCGAUCAGCGGUCCUCUUCGUCGCCAUUCUCGCCAAUGCCUUUUCCAGUGCACUGGAAAUUCUCACCCAGUAUGCACAGAGACCAAUCGUUGAGAAACAUACUCGCUAUGCUUUUUACCACGCUUCUGCUGAGUCCUUCUCCUCCGUUCUCGUCGACAUGCCAUACAAGAUAUUGAACACCAUUUGUUACGACCUGAUCGUCUACUUUAUGACCAACUUGAACCGGCAGCCUGGAAAUUUCUUCUUUUUCUUGCUGACAACCUUCCUCAUGGUGCUUUCCAUGUCGGGCUUGUUCAGAUCAAUUGCCUCUUUGUCUCGCACAAUGUCACAGGCCAUGGUUCCUGCAUCGAUUUUGAUUCUGGCUUUGGUCAUUUUCACUGGAUUCGUCAUUCCAGUAGACUACAUGCUUGGUUGGUGCAGAUGGAUCAACUACUUGGACCCUGUAGCAUAUGGAUUCGAAUCUCUUAUGUUGAACGAGUUUCACAACCGCGAGUUCGAAUGCGGUGCCUUUGUUCCGGAUCCUGCCGUUCCAGGCUAUGGAAAUGUCACCCUGGCUAAUAGAGCUUGCUCUACAGUCGGUGCUGUUCCUGGCCAGUCUUUGGUCAGUGGAGACGCCUAUGUUAAUUCCCAGUACAAGUACUUCAACUCCCACAAAUGGCGCAAUAUCGGCAUCCUCAUCGCCUUCACCAUCGGUCUCCACAUGGUCUACUUCAUCGCCACGGAAUAUGUGUCCGCUAAAAAGUCCAAGGGUGAGGUUCUGGUCUUCCGUCGCGGCGUCACUGCGCCCCCCAAGAGCAAGGACGAUGUUGAGGCAUCUAUGUCUGGACCUUCUGCCAUUGUCGAGAAGGGUGGCAAAGCAGCAUCUGGUAACGAAGGCGUGAUCCAGGCCUCCACAAGCGUUUUCCACUGGGGCGACGUCUGCUAUGACAUCAAAAUCAAGGGUGAGCCCCGGAGGAUCCUCGACCAUGUUGAUGGGUGGGUGAAGCCAGGUACUCUUACGGCAUUGAUGGGUGUAUCUGGUGCAGGAAAAACCACUCUGCUCGACUGUCUCGCGGACCGUGUCUCUAUGGGCGUGAUUACAGGAGAAAUGCUCGUCGAUGGCAAGAUUCGAGACCAGUCUUUCCAGCGGAAAACCGGCUACGUUCAACAACAAGAUCUUCAUCUCGAGACAAGCACCGUUCGUGAAGCCUUGGAGUUUAGCGCCCUGCUACGCCAGCCAGCCAGCACGCCCAAGGCUGAAAAGCUUGCAUACGUGGAUGAGGUUAUCAAGCUCUUGGAUAUGCAAGAGUACGCUGAUGCGGUUGUUGGUGUCCUUGGCGAGGGCUUGAAUGUUGAACAGCGAAAACGACUCACUAUUGGCGUCGAACUUGCCGCAAAGCCUCCUUUGCUACUUUUCGUCGAUGAACCUACUUCUGGCUUGGAUUCCCAAACAUCAUGGGCCAUCUUGGAUCUUCUCGAAAAGCUUUCGAAGGCUGGCCAAUCCAUUCUAUGCACAAUUCACCAACCGUCUGCUAUGCUAUUUCAACGUUUUGACCGCCUGUUGUUCCUGGCAAAGGGUGGUAGAACCGUUUACUUUGGCGAUAUUGGAGAAAACUCACACACCCUUACGUCCUACUUUGAGAGAAAUGGAGCUCCCAAGUGCCCUAAGGGCGCCAACCCUGCUGAAUGGAUGCUUACUGCCAUUGGCGCAGCCCCCGGUUCGACUACGGAGACGGACUGGCAUCAGGCCUGGCGAUCUAGCCCUGAAUAUCAAGCUGUUCAGGACGAGCUCCAACGCUUAAAGUCUCACGGUGCCAACCAUGAGGUAUCCACCGAGGAGGACAAGGCCGCGGCGUACCGCGAGUUCGCUACCCCCCUGUGGGAUCAGCUCUUGAUCGUCACCCGCCGUGUGUUACAGCAGUACUGGCGUACCCCAUCCUACAUCUACGCCAAGUUCAUUCUUUGCUGCUCCGUCGCCCUCUUCAUUGGUCUCGUGUUUCUUAACGCCCCUCUUAGUAUUCAGGGACUACAGAAUCAAAUGUUCGCCAUCUUCAACAUCCUAUCCAUUUUCGGUCAACUCGUGCAACAACAGAUGCCUCACUUUGUGACGCAGCGUUCAUUGUACGAAGUUCGCGAGCGGCCCUCCAAGACUUACAGCUGGAAGGUCUUCAUGCUAUCUCAAAUCAUCACCGAGAUCCCCUGGAACUCUCUUAUGUCUGUUUUCAUGUUCAUCUGCGUUUACUAUCCGGUUGGCCUGAACGGAAACGGUGACCCAGGCCAGAGCAGCGAGAGAGCCGGUCUCAUGUGGCUUCUCUUUUGGCAAUUCCUGAUUUUCACCUGCACAUUCGCGCACGCCUGCAUCGCCAUCACAGAGACUGCCGAGAUGGGCGGAAACCUCGCUAACGUCCUGUUCAUGAUGUGUUUGCUAUUCUGCGGUGUUCUGGCUAGCCCUGAGGCCAUGCCCGGCUUCUGGAUUUUUAUGUACAGGUUGUCGCCGUUUACAUACCUGUUGUCGUCUAUCCUCUCGACUGGUUUGGCGAAUUCAAAAGUAACGUGCGCAGUUAAUGAGUACAUUCACUUCAACCCUCCAGCCAACCAGACUUGCGGGGACUUCAUGGAGGACUACAAGAACGCUGUGGGAGGCUAUCUCGAGAAUCCUUUGGCCACGACCGAUUGUAGUUACUGCAGGCUUUCCGAUACCAAUGUCUUCUUGAAGUCCAUCAGCUCCAACUUUGACAACAGGUGGCGCGACUUCGGUAUCGGCAUGGUUUACAUUGUCUUCAACAUUGUUGCUUCCUUGGGACUUUACUGGCUCGUUCGUAUGCCCAAAGGCAAGAAGAAGGCUUAG